GGAACGUGAUCAAACGAAUGUCACUCCUACCGUAUGCCAUGGCCUUUACAAUUUAUUUUUAAAUCGUGGCCUAUGUUGCAUCGCUAACCCCACAAGGAAGCCACGGCCAUAAAAAAAGGAAUAAUAGUAGUAGUAGUAGUGCAGUUUAUAUUUUUUAAAUGCACUUGUAAUGCGAUAACGAAGAGUUUACAGCGGUUUACGGAGAUUCUGUUUGCCGCCAGUUUGCUUAGGUUAUAUUUUUUAGCAGGUUAUAUUUUUUAGUUUGACAUCGAGUUACGAUAUGUCAAAGUCGAUAUGGGCUUUACUGUGCAUUCUUCAAACUUGUUUCGUGGGAAAUACGAUUGGUUCGAUAGGUGAUAAAUCGCAGAUAUAUCAUCAAUGUUUAACGCUGUGUCGCAAUAAUAACUGCAAAGAUGAAUAAUAUUGUAGAUACAAGUUUUAAGCAACAGCCUUCCUUAUCGCUAAUUUUGCUGAAUUGGUCCUGCAAGGAAGAUUGCAGUUAUAUUUGUAUGUGGAGGACUGUUGAUUAUUUUGUAUCUCAGGGUUUGAAGAUACCACAAUUUCAUGGAAAAUGGCCAUUCAUUCGCCUGCUUGGAUGUCAAGAACCUGCUUCAGUUUUAUUUUCUAUAUUAAAUUUUUAUGCACAUUGGAUAAUGUAUCGGAAAUUUAGAAGAAAGAUAGAUCGAGCUAAUCCUAUGUUUUACACUUGGAUAUAUUUCAGUAUCAUAUGCCUAAAUGGAUGGUUUUGGUCAAUCAUAUUCCAUUCACGAGACAGGCCAUUUACAGAAGCUAUGGAUUAUUCAUGCGCAUUUAGUAUGGUACUUACACUUUUAUACUGCAUGCUCUUAAGGAUAAUGAAUAGAAAGAAUAAAGCAUUUAUUAUAAUAACUUGCGGAUAUGUAAGCAUUUUGUGCAUACACUUAUCGCAUUUGUGGUCAGGCAGAAUUAACUAUGGUUAUAAUAUGGUAUUUAAUGUAGCGAUAGGAUUGAUAACUGUCGCGAUAACGACAUUGUGGUGGUAUUUUAGCCGCGACAAGUUGCCUCACGUGUACUUACUUGCUUGGUUCAAUAUAUUGACCAUUUUUGUGACUACACUCGAAUUGGCAGAUUUUCCUCCUAUUUUUUGGAUAUUUGAUGCUCAUUCCUUGUGGCACGCUAGUACGGUUCCUUUAACGAUAUUAUUGUAUAGAUUUAUGAUUAUAGAUUGCUACUAUCUGAAAACAUAUCGCAAUAUGUCAUUUCUAGAUAUCGAUGAUGGUCAUAGGCAAUGAAAUUUUUUCGUAAUGCUAGUACAUAGCGCUAAUUUACAUACUUCUUGGAUGAAUAUUCGAGAUAAGGUAAAGAAAUAUAACUACAAGUUUUAAUACAGAAUACGUCAGAAGUUCCGAAUCAAAAUGUUAUAGUAAAAAUAAUUUUAAAUAAAUAAGUAUAAGUCUUAAGCGAAAACUGUUUCUUGGAAUAAAAAAUAAAUAGUAGACUUACAUUACUUGAUUCGAAUUGAAAACUAUAAUAAAUAUAUCUCUUCGAUAAA
Pogonomyrmex barbatus (red harvester ant) is the source of this 1531-nucleotide messenger RNA. RefSeq names its product Per1-like protein PGAP3 (gene PGAP3). Gene Ontology annotation, cellular component: endoplasmic reticulum membrane. NCBI's taxonomy places the organism in Eukaryota, Metazoa, Arthropoda, Insecta, Hymenoptera, Formicidae. The record is from RefSeq and is a predicted model, not a curated record. Gene Ontology annotation, molecular function: hydrolase activity, acting on ester bonds. Gene Ontology annotation, biological process: GPI anchor biosynthetic process.